Mesoplodon densirostris (Blainville's beaked whale) is the source of this 3024-nucleotide messenger RNA. It is a transcript of the gene AGER, whose product is annotated as advanced glycosylation end-product specific receptor. The record is from RefSeq and is a predicted model, not a curated record. Gene Ontology annotation, biological process: regulation of inflammatory response; regulation of p38MAPK cascade. Gene Ontology annotation, molecular function: signaling receptor activity. Gene Ontology annotation, cellular component: plasma membrane. Lineage: Eukaryota; Metazoa; Chordata; Mammalia; Artiodactyla; Ziphiidae.
CUUUAGGGAAUUGUUGACUGGGCUUUGGGGUUGAACUUUUUUUUUAAGGAAAGAAAAAACCCUGGGAUCCAUCUGUAUUUUUUUUAAUUUUUAUUUCGGGGAUUUUUGGUGGUGGUGGUGGUUCUUAAUUUUUAAUUUAGUUUGGGGAAGUAGAUGUUUUGAUAAAUAUGUUGAUUUUUUUUUUUUCAUUUCUUGCUUUCCCACAUUAGGGGUGAUAGCCAAAGGGGUCAUGAUAAGAGAAAGGGGAACAAAUAGAACUGGUGAAGAGGCCUGCCUGCCUCCACUCCUGUUCAUCAGGAAGUACAUUUAGCAGAGCACCAAGCCUGCCCCCCUGAAAUCACUUAGGUGUCCUCCUUUGCUUCCAAGGUCACUGAGGUGUUCUUUGCUCGUGCAGGCAGCUUUCUGCUGCGUUUGGUGUGGAAGCAGUCAGGGCUUGCUCUGCCAGCCUGUUCCCCACCACCCUUGGGCAGGGCCAGACUCGGUAAUUUUGAGCAAAUGUCACCUUCCCCUGUGAGUGACACAUCUAAAAUCUUUCUUCUAAACCACUAUUUGCAGAUUGGAGGGGGAAGAAUGGGGAGGGGGGUUAUUGCCAAAUAUGUUAAAUAUGGGUUGGGGUGUUUGUGUAUGUAUCUCCCUCAGUUCCCCCAGAAACGAGGUAUCUUUUUUUUUUUUUGUUCUCAGUCCAAAAUCGAGAGGGUGGGGAGAGAGAGGAGGGAGGCUGCAAAAAGCCAGGUAUGAGGGAAGGUAAAAUCACCACUGUCCCACCCUCGGCCCUGAACCCUACUAUCUGAACCCCUCAAAUAUCCUCAGGAUUUCACAAGACUGUCAGUAGGGAACCCCUCCCGUCAAAGAUCCAGGCAGGACUGGGGGGGGCAGGUUGGGAGUGUGAUGGGUGGGGGCGGGAGGCAUGGGCCGGGGGCAGUUCUCUCCUCACUUGUAAACUUGUAGUUUCACAGAAAAAAACAAAAAACAAAAAACGCAGUUUUAAAUAAAGAAAUUUCUUUUUUCCCUGGGUUUAGUUGAGAAUUCUUUUCAAAAACAUGAGAACUUUUUUUCUCUCAUAAAGCCCCAAACGGGUUCCCCCCACCCACCGCCGAGUUCCCCGGCCUUGCCCUCACCACCCAGGCCCCAGGUUUCACCCCUGCCUCCUCUCCAUGGGAAACAGCCAGACCUGAACCCUGUUGCCUGGCAACCUCGCUUAGUCGUCCAGUAGCCCUGGGUGGUCUGGUGCCAUAGGUUGGGGGUCCUGAGGGGAUGAGAGACCCUAGGAGAUGCACUCCCCACCCCCAUGGAUGUGGCUGUACCCAGAGGCUGGCAGUGCCCAGGGGUGGGGUGACAGCUGUUGCUCCCAGUACCUGAAGGACUCUUGUCCGAGAGAGGCAUGAAUUCCUAGCAUUCCCUGUGACGGGACAAGACGGGGGAGAUGGGGGCAGGGGAGAGGGUACAAGCCCCACCUAGGGUGGUGGCCACAGCAGCAAGGGGCAGACAGAGCCAGGAGCCUGGGAAGGAAGCAGGAUGGCAGCAGGGGCAGCAGCUGGAGCCUGGGUGCUGGUCCUCAGUCUGUGGGGUGAGCCCUGCCCCCCCCACACCAAUCCUCCCCGCAGAAAGCACUCUGCCCUGUCCCCGAAACUCCCCCCAACUUUCCAGGAGCCUGGGUACUCCUUUUCAACCCUCAUCCGCCCUGCUCUAGGUUUCUUAGCUCCCAUCUCCCUUCCUGCCCCUCCAUUGUGCUGUCCCCCAGGGGCAGCAGUAGGGGAUCAAAACAUCACAGCCAGGAUCGGGAAGCCACUGGUGCUGAACUGUAAGGGGGCCCCCAAGAAACCACCCCAGCAGCUGGAAUGGAAACUGAACACAGGCCGGACAGAAGCUUGGAAGGUCCUAUCUCCCGAGGGAGGCCCCUGGGAUAGCGUGGCUCGUGUCCUCCCCAACGGCUCCCUCCUCCUGCCGGCUGUUGGGAUCCAGGAUGAGGGGACUUUCCGGUGCCGGGCAAUGAGCCGUAAUGGAAAGGAGACCAAGUCCAACUACCGAGUCCGAGUCUAUCAGAUUCCUGGGAAGCCAGAAAUUGUUGAUCCUGCCUCUGAACUCAUGGCUGGUGUCCCCGAUAAGGUGGGAACAUGUGUGUCCAAGGGGGGCUACCCUGCAGGGACUCUUAGCUGGCACUUGGAUGGGAAAACCCUGAUACCUGAUGGCAAAGGAGUGUCUGUGAAGGAAGAGACCAAGAGACACCCUGAGACAGGGCUUUUCACACUCCGUUCGGAGCUGAUGGUGACCCCAGCCCGGGGAGGAGCUCCCCACCCCACCUUCUCCUGUAGCUUCAGCCCUGGUCUUCCCCGGCGCCGAGCCCUGCACACGGCCCCCAUCCAGCUCAGGGUCUGGGAGCCCGUGCCACUGGAGGAAGUCCUGCUGGUGGUGGAGCCAGAAGGUGGAGCAGUAGCUCCUGGUGGUACCGUGACCUUGACCUGUGAAGCCCCUGCCCAGCCCCCUCCUCAAAUCCACUGGAUCAAGGAUGGCAUGCCCCUGCCCCUUCCCCCCAGCUCCGUGCUGCUCCUCCCUGACGUAGGGCCUGAGGACCAGGGAACCUACAGUUGUGUGGCCACCCAUCCCAGCCAUGGGCCCCAGGAGAGCCAUGCUGUCAGCGUCAGCAUCAUCGAAACAGGCGAGGAGGGGCCAACUGCAGGCUCUGUGGAAGGGCCAGAGCUGGGAACUCUAGCCCUGGUCCUGGGGAUCCUGGGAGGCCUGGGGACAGCCGUCCUGCUCAUUGGGGUCAUCAUGUGGCAAAGGCGGCAACGCAGAGGAGAGGAGAGGAAGGCCUCAGAAAACCAGGAGGAGGAAGAGGAGGAGCGCACAGAGCUGAAUCAGCCCGAAGGGCCCGAGGCGGCAGAAAGCAGUGCUGGACGGCCUUGAGAAGCCCACAGCCGGACCCCAUCCGUCAGCUCCCUUUUUUUCCCCCACCCUCUUUUCUGGCCCCAGACCAGUUCUCCACUGUAUAAUCUCUACCCCACCUCCCCAAACUUUCUUCCACAA